Lotus japonicus is the source of this 1522-nucleotide messenger RNA. RefSeq names its product receptor-like protein kinase ANXUR2. Lineage: Eukaryota; Viridiplantae; Streptophyta; Magnoliopsida; Fabales; Fabaceae. Gene Ontology annotation, cellular component: plasma membrane; plasmodesma. Gene Ontology annotation, molecular function: ATP binding; transmembrane receptor protein tyrosine kinase activity. Gene Ontology annotation, biological process: protein autophosphorylation. Bases 191 to 1270 code for a protein of 359 amino acids. The record is from RefSeq and is a predicted model, not a curated record. The transcript is spliced from 3 exons.
UGGUGGGACUGUCAAAAAAGAAAGUGAAAGAUAAGAACGAACCUGUGGCUGAAAGUUGGCUGGAGGGGCGCAGUAGGGAAGCUCGACGGGUGGUUGAAUCAUGAAUGUUGCCAGAAUAAGAAAGCAUCAACAACAACAGCUUCUUCUUCUUCUUACUCUUCUUUAGGGGUUUGUGUCUCAAAGUGGAAGAAUGUUUCUCAAGUGUUUCGGUUUGAAGAAGAAGAAACAUACUCCGUGUGAGACUGAGAGACCGUACCCAACAGUCAUAGAAGAGUUGUGCCAUCACUUUUCUCUUGCUGAUCUUAAGAAAGCAACCAAUAACUUCGAUGAAAAUAAUGUAAUUGGAGACCGAGGUAAUGGUAAAGUAUACAAAGGUUUUCUUCAACUUGAUCAUGUUGCUACUACAGUAGUAGCGGUGAAGCAAAUGGAUAAUUCUUCUUUUUGGGGACUGAAGGAGUUCAAGAAUGAAAUUGAGUUACUCUGCCAGCUUCGUCACCCUAAUUUGAUCACUCUUAUCGGGUUCUGCCUUCACAAAGACGAGAAGAUUAUUGUUUUUGAGUACAUGUCCAAUGGUUCCCUCGCUGAUCGCCUACUGAAUAGUAGGGAUGCAAGGAAACCGCUCUCAUGGAAGAAGAGAAUUGAGAUUUGCAUAGGAGCAGCACGUGGGUUGCACUACCUUCACUCGGGAGCCAAACGCAACAUUUUUCACCGUGACAUCAAACCUGCUAACAUUCUCUUGGAUGAAAAUAUGGUACCCAAACUCUAUGAUUUAAAGCUUUCCUUACAGGGAUCAUUGUUCACGGAAAAGUCAAAACCCAUUGAAGACUCAUUUGUUGGUACAUUCGGUUAUGCAGCCCCUGAGUAUCUCGCGACUGGUAUCAUUACAUAUAAAUGUGACGUUUAUUCAUUUGGUGUUGUUCUAUUAGAAGUGGUAUGUGCAAAGCGAAUUGGUAUGCAAAAAAUAGAAAUGUCUAAUAUUGGUUCAGAAUCUUCAGAUGAUGAUAUUACUUGGCGUUCUUACAUUAUGUUAAAGCUCCGAGCUAAGGAUAUUGAUCCGGCUCUAAUAGGAAUAAUUGCACCAGAGUGUUUUACUGUUUACAUAGAUAUCAUAGACAUGUGCUUGAAAGAAGAUCCAAAUGAACGACCAACAAUGGGUGAAGUGGAGUUGCAACUUGAGCAUGCUCUCGCUUUGCAACACGAAGCAGACAAUGCCAAUGAUACCAGCAGCAUUAUCCAACCUCAACAAGAAGAUGUUCCAAUUUCACAUUGAUGGGUGUUUGCCAUAUUUCUUACCCAACCUUUUGUUAAAAGGUCAGCCAGCUGAUGACUUGUAGGCAAAUGUUAUCUCACAUUUGAAAUAUCAAAUUGUUACAAAUCUGUUUUUAAUAGAUAACAUUAUCCAGUUGUUAGCUCUGCUAUUGUUUAGGUGACUAUGUAAUCUGUUAGUUUCACUUAUCUCUGUAAUGUUUCUUCUAUGAUGUAAUGACUGUCAGUAUUUCCAGAUCUUGGCUGAUUGUUUGCA